Molecule: messenger RNA, 952 nt
Organism: Entrophospora candida
Lineage: Eukaryota; Fungi; Glomeromycota; Glomeromycetes; Entrophosporales; Entrophosporaceae
Source: the annotation of a GenBank genome assembly
AUGGCAAAGAAAUUAUUUGUUGUUAUUGCUAUUUUGUCAUCAGCAAUAUUCAUAGAGGCGCAAGUGCCUACAACUUAUCCACCAGUUGAUGUACCACCACCGUUUAGACCAGAAUGGGCAAUCGACUUGAGUCAAGUCCCAAAGGCUCCACUCGUUCCAAAAAAUAAAGUAGGUACGGAUUGUAUUGCUAAUGACCCAUUUUGUAAUUGGAGUUGUACAAAUUGCAUAAAUCAAACUAUUGAUUAUGAUCGUUGUCCUGAUAAAAAUGUAUGGGGUAUAACUUAUGAUGAUGAUCAUCUUAAGGCAAAAAAUGUAAAAGCAACAUUUUUCAUUGUUGGCUCCAGAGUUACGGAAAAUCCUGAUAUUUUAAAAAGAACUGUUAAUGAAGGACAUCAAAUCGGAGUCCACACUUGGUCGCACUCAUAUUUAACAUCUCAAACAAACGAAGAAAUUAUAGCCGAGAUAAAAUGGACUGAACAAAUCAUCAAAGAAACAGUUGGAGUGACCCCUCGCUUUAUGAGACCACCAUAUGGCGAUAUAGAUAAUCGUGUUAGAGGUAUACUUGCCUUAUUAGGAUAUAAAGUUGUUAUAUGGGAUCAUGACACAGAUGAUUGGGAGUCAACAAAUCAAGGUUUUGUACCGGAUUCUAUUACUACAGAUUUUACUGAAUGGGUAAAAAAUACAACCGCAACCACUGGUCAUAUUUCUUUGGAACAUGAUUUGUAUCCUAUAGCUGCUAAAAUGGCAAUUCCAUCCCUUGAUAUUGUUUUGGGUGCUAAUUUUCAAGUAGAACAAGUGGCCAAGUGUGUAUCUGAAUCUCCAUAUCGUGAAUUUCCUGGUUUUCCUGGUGAUAAUUCUACUAGCCCAACUCCAGCAAUUACUACUAGUUCCAUGGCACCAACUACAGCAGCGGCAUCGACAGUGAAGCCAAUAUCAUCACCAACACCAUACA